CUGGCUGCCUGCUGGAGGAACGUAGCAACCGCUGGAGAGGAGUGGGCACGGAGGGCCCGCCUACUGUCGCUCCCGGAGGUCGCCCCGGAACCUGGACCGCCCACCAAGCUCUGGAGGGCCCUUGGCGCCUCAUGAUUCGUGUAGACUCCAGGCUGGCUCUCCACAGCAUCCAGCCCGCUGUCAUCCUGGUGUGCUUCAGUGAAGAGAAAGGGGUGCCAGUCAUUGCCCAAGAUCCUGGAGCUGCCCCGGGGACUGUCAGGCAGUGAGGCUCCUCAAGCAGUAGCCUGAGCAGGUGCCUCCAUGCCUUUUGGACGGAAACGUUGGUAGAAGUGGAGAAGGAGCUGGGCUGCUGCAGACUGGAGGGGGGCUGGGGAAAGAGACCGUGACCCUCCUGCACUUGACCGGCAUCGCCGGUGUCCCUCCGCCGGCCUCCUGCCUCAUGCUCUGGUCUUGCACUGACACCUGGGUUUCUGCCACCCCACGGCCACUGGCGACUAGAAAGUACCCUCCCUCCGCUUUUCUGGAUCCAACAUAGGUGCCGCCCUGCCCCUCCCUCCAAGACGGCUUCCUUGACUGCCUGGCCUCCCCUCCCCAACCCCCCUUUGCCCGUGUUUGCGGCUGGAACCGUGCUAUCUGGCUGGCAGCGAUGGGCGCUGUUCUGCUGGUGCCAUAGUGAAGAGCUGGUCUUGACAGGCCGGGGUCGGGGGAGCAAAGGGACCUGCUGGCCCUUGAGCGGGGGUGUCAGAGACAGGCACCCAGCGCAGGCCGAGCGGACGGGGCGUCCUUUGGGGCGAGCAGCCCGCUGACUGCCAGUGGCACCUGCGUCACCGUGACGGAGCUGCCGGGGCCCCGGCCACCUGGACCCACUUUGUCUCAUGGAGCCUCGGGGUGAGAAGUCGGGAGAGGCCGACGGGGUGUGCGUCACCCCUCAGCUGCUCAAGGCGCGCUCAGGAGAGUUCGCCCUGGAGUCCAUCCUGCUGCUGAAGCUGCAGGGCCUGGGGCUGGUGGACCUGGGCUGCCUGGGGGAGUGCCUGGGCCUCGAGUGGCUGGAUCUUUCGGGCAACGCGCUCACCCAGCUGGGCCCGCUGGCCUCCCUGCGCCAGCUGGCCGUGCUCAACGUGGCCAACAACCGGCUGACGGGGCUGGAGCCCCUGGCCGCCUGCGAGAACCUGCAGAGUCUCAACGCCGCGGGCAACCUGCUGGCCGGCCCCGGGCAGCUGCAGUGUCUGGCGGCGCUGCGGGGCCUCGAGCGCCUGCGGCUCCGCGACCCCUUGGCCCGGCUCAGCAACCCGCUGUGCGCCAGCCCCUCCUACUGGGCCUCGGUCCGAGAGCUGCUGCCCGGCCUGAAGGUCAUCGACGGCGAGCGCGUGAGCGGGCGCGGCAGUGACUUCUACCAGCUGUGCCGGGACCUGGACAGCUCCUUGCGCCCCAGCUCCGGCUCCGGCCCGCGAGCCGUGGAGGCCCAGCCGUGGGUGGAGCCCGGCUACUGGGAGUCCUGGCCGACGCGCAGCGGCGCCGUCCUGGAGGAGGCCUGCCGCCAGUUCCAGGACAUGCUGCGGGAGUGCCACGACCUGGACCGCCAGGCCAGGGACAGCCUGGCCCAGGCCGAGCAGGCGCUCAGCCCCGCCCGCGCCACCUCCUUUGUCUUUUGAAUGCGCCCCGUGGCCACGGCCCGUGGGGUUGGCACGCUGCGGCCUCCCUGCUUGUCUUCGUGGUUUCAUCAUGCUGGCCACUGGCCCUGCACUCGGGCCUCUAAUGGGCCCCCUUCCCUAAGAGCAGGCCCCCUCCCUCUCACACCUCCCUCAAGGAAAAUUCCCCACCCAUCCGUCAGGGACACACCUCCCUUGGGCCCUCCUCAGGCAGCUGGCACCGUGUGGGGCUGUCCUGCAGCUGCGCUGUGCUCCUGGGAGGAGGCCCGGCCUUCUCGUGUCCAUCGCUGCUGCCACUCGUGGCUGCCUGAGGCUGAGGCUUAGUGGGAUAAAGUUGCUCGGUCCUAAGGCUAAAGGUGAGAGGCAGCGAACCUCCUGCCCAGCCCGUCCUGGGAGAGGACGCAGGAGAGCGCGGAGCGUGGAAGCCGCAUCUUCCAGGUUGGCCUGUCCAAGUGACCCUCUGCUGUGCCCCCCCAGUCCCAGGUCUCCCGGAAGCCUCCGCUGCCACGCCCACCCGUGCCAAUCCCCAUUAAAUACUCGUGUUUUAAUUUGCA
This is a messenger RNA of Kogia breviceps (pygmy sperm whale), 2203 nucleotides long. Lineage: Eukaryota; Metazoa; Chordata; Mammalia; Artiodactyla; Physeteridae. The record is from RefSeq and is a predicted model, not a curated record.